This is a messenger RNA of Andrographis paniculata, 1703 nucleotides long. Its product is annotated as UDP-glycosyltransferase 86A1-like. The transcript has 2 exons. Gene Ontology annotation, molecular function: UDP-glycosyltransferase activity. The record is from RefSeq and is a predicted model, not a curated record. Bases 85 to 1539 code for a protein of 484 amino acids. NCBI's taxonomy places the organism in Eukaryota, Viridiplantae, Streptophyta, Magnoliopsida, Lamiales, Acanthaceae.
AUCACUAAGUGAUAAUUUCUGGCCGUCAAUCCGGACUGUUUCCCUCUUAUUAUCCCAUCACUUUUCUCCCGACAAUCCGAAACUAUGGAGGAAGAAUACGAGGUUGCACUGAAACCACAGGCUGUGAUGAUAGCCUUCCCAUACCAAGGCCACAUAAACCCCUUCGUCCAUCUUGCAAUCAAGCUUGCCUCCAAUGGCUUCUCCAUAACCUUCGUCCACACUCAAUACAUCCACCACUUGAUCUCCGAAUCCCGGCAAGAACUCGACGACGUCUUCUCCGAUGCCCGAGCUUCCGGUCUCGACAUUCGCUACGCCACCAUUUCCGACGGCUUUCCUCUCGACUACGAUCGAAAGGCCAACUUCCCUGAAUUCGCACGGUCUCUUUUCGAGGAGUUCCCUUCUCGCGUCGAUGAAUUUGUCGGGAAUAUGUUCGAGGAACGGCGCGAUCCGUCCACCGUACGAGUUAUGGUUGCGGAUACCAUCGCGACGUGGCCUCGAUUUAUCGCCGAGAAAUAUGACAUGGUGAAUGUAUCGUUUUGGACCGGACCGGCUCUCGUCUUCGCCCUUAAUUGCUCCAUGGAUCUCCUCGCUCGAAACGGCCACUUCCCCCCGUCGGGUGAUAGUAGGGAGCAUUUGAUCGAUUACAUCCCCGGAGUCGAUCCUAUAAAAGCGAAGGACUUGAUAAGUCAUCUUCUAGAAGCUCCGACAACGAUUGCACACAAGAUCCUCUUCAAAGUCUUCGAGGAUGUUAAGAAAGCCGACUUCGUCUUACACAACACGGUGCAAGAACUCGAGCCACGUACAUUGUCAGCUCUAAGCGAACUAAAUCCAACUUACGCCGUAGGGCCAAUCGGUUCUUCAACCAAAAUAAAUGUCUCGACGAGUCUCUUGUCCGAAAUAGAUUGCACCGUAUGGCUUAAUUCAAAGCCUCCAGGCUCCGUUUUGUACGUCUCAUUCGGAAGCGUCGCCCGGAUCCCGGGGCAAGUAAUCAAAGAGGUGGCUAAAGGGCUUGAUCUAAGCAUGGUACAUUUCAUUUGGGUCAUUCGAGAAGGGCUUGUCGCCGGCGAGGCGAAAAUUUUUCCGAUCGGGUUCGAGGAAAAUGUUAAGGAAAGAGGUUUGAUCGUGCCGUGGUGCGAUCAAACCGCGGUGUUAUCACAUCCGGCGGUCGGAGGAUUUCUGACACACUGUGGAUGGAAUUCGAUACUGGAGAGCAUUUGGGCCGGAGUUCCCAUGCUUUGUUACCCGGUGACCUAUGACCAACCGACUAAUCGGAAGUUGGUGGUGGAUGAUUGGAAGGUCGGGAUUAACUUGUGCGAUGAUGAUGUGGCGCCGUUGGAUGCGAGACAUGUGGCGUCGAAGAUCAAGAUUCUGAUGAAUAGGGAAAGAAGCGAUGGCGGCCUGAGACACACAAUGGAGAGGCUCAGUGACACGGUGCGCUGUACAUUGGAUGAGGAUGGAUCUUCUACGAAGAAUUUCGACCGGUUUUUGAAGGAUUUUAAAGAUAAAGUUAGGCGUCGUCGAUCUAAAAGUACAUUUUGAUGUGCUAAUAAUAGAAAGUAUGUAAACUAUUGUAUCAGCUCAAAGACUUAUCUAAUGUGAAUUCGGAAAAAAAAAAUAUAAUAAUAAUGUAAAGUAGAAAAUGUAGAGCUGUGAUUUCAAAUAAAAUUAAUAUAAUUAAUUCUAUAUGAUUUUUAAUAAAAAUA